GAUCUAUGAUGACACAGUGGUAUACAAGAGCAGCCGCGAAAGGAGUGGCAGUGAGUGGACAUUUUUGGCAGCCGUAUGGUUUAGGGAGGAUGACGACUAACUGCACCAGCAGCAACCGCGAUGAAUUGGACGCCAUUUUCAAACAGAAGCGAAUUCUCCGUACUCAGCUCAGAAAAACCCUCAAGGCCAUCGACCCCUCCCUCAGAUCUGAACAAGACAACGCUAUUCAGGACAUAAUUUUGGGAGCUCCGUGGUUCAAAUCAAGUCUUAGGUUUUGCGCAUACAUAAGUUGCAGUGCUCUGCGGGAAGUCGAUACUUUCAAACUCUUGUCACACAUUUUGCAACCUCAGCCCAAUGGUGGUAAAAAACUAUAUGUACCGCGAGUGGAAGAUAAAAACAGUCACAUGCGUAUGCUUAACAUAUCGCGUAUUGAUGACCUUGUUGCAAACUCAAUGGACAUCUUAGAACCAGCUCCAGUUGAUGCUGAUGGAAAUGCACGCGAAGAUGUUUUGCAGGCGAAUGACCCAGUUGAUAUUUUGCUCUUACCUGGAUUGGCAUUUGACAGAUCUGGAAGACGUUUAGGCCGUGGUGGAGGUUAUUAUGAUACCUUCCUGAAAAAUUACAAGGAGCUUGCAGAGGCACGCAAUUGGAAGCAGCCCUUGCUUGUUGCACUUUCAUAUUCACAACAAAUACUAGAUGACGGAGUAAUACCGGUUACUUCAACUGAUAUUCCAGUUGACGCUCUUGUAUCUCCAGAAGGUGUAAUUCCCAUCAGUUCUGCUGCCUUCAACAGGUAUCACUGAAGAUACUCUCUCAAUCACUUCACCAGGACCAAUUCAUUAAAUGAUGCAUCCAAUAUUGACCAAUUCAGCAUGUUUAUGUAAUGUUUGAAUUUGUGAAGUUAGACAAUACUUUUCUUAAGGCUGGGAUGUAUGCUUUGACUUAGUUGUCAAGUAACUUAAUUUCAGUGUGAAAUUAUUGUGUUUUCUGUAUGACUUUUGUCUUGAGGUGAUUCUGCUAAAAAAAGUUUCUGAAA
Vicia villosa (hairy vetch) is the source of this 1036-nucleotide messenger RNA. Its product is annotated as 5-formyltetrahydrofolate cyclo-ligase, mitochondrial-like. The transcript has 7 exons. Bases 6 to 803 code for a protein of 265 amino acids. Gene Ontology annotation, molecular function: 5-formyltetrahydrofolate cyclo-ligase activity. Gene Ontology annotation, biological process: tetrahydrofolate interconversion; folic acid-containing compound biosynthetic process. Lineage: Eukaryota; Viridiplantae; Streptophyta; Magnoliopsida; Fabales; Fabaceae. The record is from RefSeq and is a predicted model, not a curated record. Gene Ontology annotation, cellular component: mitochondrion.